AUGAAUGGAAGAUGCCAAAAUUCACUCCUUUAAGAUCUCUCUCCUACUAAAUGUGUUGGCCUUGGCAGAGUUAUAUGAGGAUGAAGUUAAAUAUAAAACAUCUAAAUGUGACAAAUCCAAAGCUAAAGUGUAUAAAAGCCCAAGAACGCCACCUCAAAAUUUAAAGAUUGACUCCUUCAGAAGCCUGAGAAACACAGAGAGAAGUAUGAGUGAUGACAGAGAGAACCGCAGAUUUCACCCCGAUGAACAGGAAGCAAGUGGACUGCAAGUAAUUGGACCUUCUACUGGUAAAAUAGUGAAUGAACUUUUCAGAGAGGCUAAGGAGCAUGGGGCAGUGCCCCUGGAUGAAGCCGCAAGAACUUCUGUUGAUGGCCACAAAUCUAAAUCGUUUUCUGGUGGUGGUUACAGAUUGGGGGACUCCUCUCGGAAGCGAUCGGAAUAUGUCUACGGAGAAAGCCCGCUACAAGAUGUCCAAAUUUUGCUUAAACUGUGGAGCAAUGGAUUCAGUUUAGAUGAUGGAGAAUUGAGAUCCUACAGUGACCCAACAAAUGCUCAGUUUCUGGAAUCUGUUAAAAGAGGAGAAAUCCCUCUGGAGCUUCAGCGAUUGGUCCAUGGAGGACAGGUGAACUUGGAUAUGGAAGACCACCAAGAGCAAGAGUAUAUUAAACCCAGAUUGAGAUUCAAAGCUUUCAGUGGAGAAGGGCAAAAACUUGGAAGUCUGACUCCUGAAAUAGUUAGUACACCAUCUUCUCCAGAAGAGGAAGAUAAAUCAAUUCUGAAUGCAGUUGUCCUAAUUGAUGAUUCUGCGCCAACCACAAAAGUCCAGAUCAGAUUAGCAGAUGGAAGCCGCUUAAUACAAAGAUUCAAUCACACACAUAGGAUUAUGGAUGUCCGAGACUUUAUUGUUCAGUCCCGCCCUGAAUUUGCAACCAUGAACUUUGUUCUUGUGACUUCAUUUCCAAACAAAGAGUUAACAGAUGAAAGCUUGAUGCUACAAGAAGCAGAUGUACUUAAUACUGUGAUACUUCAGCAACUAAAGUAAUUCUGCUCCUGUCAGUGCAAUAGCUUGUGGGGACAAGCAACGUGCCAUAUUUUAAAAAAUAACAACAGUGGUAAUAAUAAAUGUUUCCAGGUUCAAGAAAAA
This is a messenger RNA of Tachyglossus aculeatus (Australian echidna), 1144 nucleotides long. RefSeq names its product UBX domain protein 2B (gene UBXN2B). Gene Ontology annotation, cellular component: cytosol; nucleus. Gene Ontology annotation, biological process: Golgi organization; autophagosome assembly; nuclear membrane reassembly. The record is from RefSeq and is a predicted model, not a curated record. Bases 5 to 1042 code for a protein of 345 amino acids. Gene Ontology annotation, molecular function: ubiquitin binding. Lineage: Eukaryota; Metazoa; Chordata; Mammalia; Monotremata; Tachyglossidae. The transcript is spliced from 9 exons.